Molecule: messenger RNA, 2798 nt
Organism: Octopus bimaculoides (California two-spot octopus)
Lineage: Eukaryota; Metazoa; Mollusca; Cephalopoda; Octopoda; Octopodidae
Product: transmembrane protein 209
Cellular component (GO): membrane
Source: RefSeq, a predicted model, not a curated record
GAAUUAUUCACUCCGUAAUACCACUUCCUGUUACCCCUCUACACGCGGUUUAUUCUAAUGCGAUGACAGUUAAUUAAAAGAACUCCAGAAAUGGUAAGAACAGCUGCCACUCACUUUAUUAAUGCAGUCUUAAGAAAGCAGAAACUAUGGAGAUACUCACAAAAUUCCUUGUUCUGGGCUGCUUUCAAUCUCCUGCUGGCAUUUAUUCUGUAUAUUGAUAUACGUUACUUUGCCAUACAACAAUAUUUUGAAGUUUCUUAUCCUAAUUUAUGGUAUGCAGAAUCUGUCUUCUUUUUGUUGUUCUGUCUGAAUACCCUGGUGGACUUAGUCUGUUGGAUGUGGCCCUAUAUUAUGAGCAGCCAGAUAGAGCUAACCCCAAAACAGAAGACUUUGCUUGGAGUUAAUGACACAGAUCCUGGAUUCAAAAUCUCUCCUUUGAAACCAAAUGUGUCAUCGUCAACUCCAACCAAACUGAUGUUUAAUUGCAGUGGCUCAUCACAGCCCCACAGCUAUUCGAGCAGUCACACUCCACCUGGUGCUGGUUCAUCAAUAUAUUACACACCUGGUUCUGGUAGUAAGUCUUCUCACAGUCCUCCUGGUUCAUCUCCAAGGUACCACAGCCCUAUGUCCAGUACUUACUCCAGUCACACCCCUAAUGUCAGUUCCGGUUCAUUGCACUACAGUUAUUCCAGCAAUCACUCUUCACCAACAUACUGGUCAUCAGACAGUGCAGUGAGUGCUCUUUUGUUUGAUUUUUUUUUUGUCUUUUUUUGUUUUUGUCAUUGGAAUGUGUCCAAGCUGGAGCACCUCCUUGAAGGGUUUAGAAAAUAUCAUUGCAGCCAACCACCUCUGAACCCACAAAGUGUAAGACUGAUAAACCUGGUCAUCUUCAAAAACACGAUGGACAGACCUAAUAAUUUCAAAUUUUGGCACAAGGCCAGCAAUUUCAAGAGAGCGGGGGAUAAUAAUCCGUUUGAACAAAUCACUGACUUGAAGGCAUUGAGUCAAUAUUUACGAGAAGAAGAACAAAAAGAGAGCAGAAGUCAACUGAGUUCUCCGGAGACCCUGUCAAGUAGCAGCACAUCAUUCUGGAACUACGGUCGCUCAGCCAGCGACAAUACUUGUGUCCUGCGUAAAUACCAGUACCAGGUGGCCACUCGUACUCCGCAGUCUUCGACUACCACCAGAGACACAACCCAAGAUGUUUUUUCGUACACUGGUAACGAGGUGUGGAACCGUUUCUCUGUGAGUGAAGCAAAUCUUUAUCUCUGGACAGAACGAAUACGAAAGUGGGUAGCACUGACCAUUGUAGCUAAACUGGCCAAAGAAAUUCCCAGUAUUAAUAACUGCUUGAAAAGAAUUGGUAGUGAAGAUAAUUUAAUUGGGGAAGUAAGCAUUGCCAACCUGAAACAAGUUGUACUUACCAAAGGAGCUCUUGUACCAACCUUGAAUUCUGUAAUUCCAUUCCUGGAUUUGACCUCUAAUCAGGAAUAUCUUGUUAAAAGAAUAUAUGAGCUUGGCAAAGAUGGUUGCAUGAGUGAGUUUUGCUGGAAUCAGGGAGGUCAUUAUGGCAAAGAGUGGGGGGAGCAUUUACCAAAUGAUGCUUCGCUUGUCAUGCAUCUCUUUUGCACAUAUAUGGACUCUCGGCUUCCUGUUCAUCCAAAAUUUCCUGACCAGCGUACCUUCAGUUCGCAAUAUUUCAUGAAAACCCCUAACAAGCCUGAUCUCACCAAAAAGUCCAAUUUUUAUAUCUACCAAACAAACAUUAAUCCACCCCAUUUCCAGGUGACCAUUGGAGAACAUGUUUAUAAUUUACCAAAGGGUAGAAAUAACAUGUUCCACGCUCUACUCUUGUUCCUCUAUCACAUCAAAGCAAAGGAACACGGAAUGCUAGGGAGAGUCAACUUGGGAUUGUCUGGUGUGAAUAUAAUGUGGAUCUUUAAUUGAAGCAACAUAUCACCCAUCACCUUCCUUGCUGGAUGUUCCUACCUGGGAUUGAACUCAUGACUCAGGUGCAUUUACAUCAUCACAAUGUUGUACACCUUUGUACAAGAAAUACUUCUCCCUGCUUCUGUCUUCCGAAGAAUCUAUAUCAAGUUUUCGACUUUCUCUCUCUCUCUCUCUUCAUUUGUAUAUUGGGUUGGCUAAAACCUCUAUCUGGGGGUUUUUUAAAGCAAAAAUAAGACACAAAUUUUAAACGCAAUGUGUUAUAUUCUACGAAUGAUAUAAUUACCAUUUCGUUCCAGUAUCCUUCUGCCAUCUGGUGGGCUGAUCCAUUAUUUCUUGCUCAAAGAAUUUCCUGUCUUUACUGGCAAAAAUUCUUACACCCUCUUCAGGGAAUUUCAAAGAGACUGAAACGGGGGGGGGGUCUGAAGGCCCAAGGGUGGGCGAAUAUGGAGAGAGUGACAAAAUUUCUCAGCCAAGCAAACUGAGUUUGGUACCCCAUGUCUUACUAUACUAGAUACUGGGGUAGAUUUUGGACCCCACUAAAGAGCCCAAAUUUGGUGUCAUACUUAUAUAUAUAUACACAUAUAUAUAUGUAUAUGUGUGUGUGUGUAUAUAUAUAUAUAUAUAUAUAUUAGGGAGGUACAAAGUGUUAGUGGGAGACAGUACUGCUACAGAAGAAAAUGUAUUUUUGUACACAAAUAUUUCUUUGAGGUUGUUUAAAACUAAUCUCUUAGAAAUUGUGUGUGUGUAAUAAAAACUGUUAACAUCUUUGAAGCAAUGUACAGGAUUUUGAUUUUAUGCAGAUAUCUAUUGUAAACUUCUUUUUUGUAUAAAAGAAAAUCAAAAUUUUU